CGGGCCUCCCGUUGCUCCACGGCAUGUGGCUGGGGCUGCGGUUGUGUUGCUGUGCUCGGUUUCUGGGGUGCCUCUUGACCUUCCAUGGUGCCUCACCUCAGAAAGAGCUCCUCGGAAAUUGCUAUCCGUUGUGAGAUGGAAGAACCAGUGCUUGAUAAACUGCCAUCUUUGUGCCAUACUCCAAAGGAUUCUGGGACAGCAGCUCCACAGGCGACUAGUUCAGGGAAACGGCCAAUGAGUGCAGCUCUGAGGGAGCGAUUGAGGAAAACAAGACGUUCAUUUAAUGCUAAUAUUGCAGUAGCAAAGCGGCUCAAAAUAAACACUGAAGAAAAAGACUGUCCUGAUGCUGACAAAGGGUGUCUGCCAAAGACGAGUACGGAUUGUUCCACAUUACAAGAUGGUUCGGAAAACCUGGAAGGAAAUGGCACUGGACAUAUAUGUGUCAAAAGUCCCUUACAGGAGAGUGGUCUCUGUGGAUCUGCAGAGAAUUCUUAUGUGCUACAAACUGAUCUUAGUCAGCAGCAGUCCCUGGAAGAAAAAGUAAGGCUGCUGAAACAAGUGCAAGAGAAAGAAGAACUACUUCGGAGGCUCAAACUGGUUAAGAUGUAUCGAUCUAAGAACAACCUGUCUGAACUGCAGGCUCUGAUAGUGAAAUGGAGAAGUAGUACCCAGCUGAUGCUGUAUGAACUCCAGUCCGCCUUUUCUGCAGAUGGCAAGAAAGUGAAUCUCACUCAACUGAUAGAUACUUUUGGAUUAGAAGACCAAUUACUGCAUUACAGCAGGACAGAAGAAGAUUUUGUAGAUCCAUAAUCUACAGGUGUAAAAAGCUUUGAAUUACACACAUGCAAAAGCAGAAAAGACUGAAUUCUGAUCAUGUAAGAAGUGUUGAUCAGACAGUGGACUUUAUGCUUUGAGGUUAUGAUACUUGUAAAGCUGUGUACUUAAAUACAGUAGGCACUGUAAAAGGCAUUACCUAAGAGAAAACACUGAACUUGUGCUGUUCUGGCUUAGCAACUUGAUUAGUGAAUCAUUAUUUAAUAAAAAUCAAAUGAAAUCAAGCCAUACUUUAACAGGUAGAAGGCAGCCCAUUCUUUGAUUAGUCUUUGCAAGGUUACCUGUAUUGAUAUAGUACCUCACUUUGUCACUUCUGUUGAUGUUCUGAUGGGAAAGAGUUCAUAGAUAUGUCCCCAUUUUACACAUCUUCCUGUUGCCCUUCAGUUACUGACAGCAUUUUGCAAGUUAACUAAUUUUCAUGUUGUUAAUAUUCUGAAGCCACAAUGAGAUGUUCUCAAUAGCUUUAAUUGUUCAUGAAGGAAAUGUGCCAUAAUGCAGUCACUUUCAGGUACUGGUCCAGCCAGUUGUCUUCAGGGAAGCUGAAGUAUUCUCCCACAGCCUGAGAUAAUGGAAGGGAAGGCAAGAAAAUUGUAACCAACCCCUGUCUCUUCUACUAUUUCAUGUGAGAGCCAGGUAUUUUCUCUCUUCAAACAAACAAGAAAAACAAGGGCUUGUCUAAAGGGAGUGAUUCCAAUACAGCAUCAUAAAACUGAAUGAAACUUCAGCAUCUCAUUUACCCUCCAAUAAAUGUCUGUUUUAAAUG
Molecule: messenger RNA, 1597 nt
Organism: Pezoporus flaviventris
Lineage: Eukaryota; Metazoa; Chordata; Aves; Psittaciformes; Psittacidae
Gene: SFR1
Product: SWI5 dependent homologous recombination repair protein 1
Exons: 4
Coding region: 85-810 (241 amino acids)
Biological process (GO): double-strand break repair via homologous recombination; positive regulation of DNA-templated transcription
Cellular component (GO): Swi5-Sfr1 complex
Source: RefSeq, a predicted model, not a curated record